AAAUCUAACGACUGUGCUAAUUGUUUUGUGAAAGUGAACAGGUUCAAUUGCGCAUCAGUUCAGUGUUCAUCUGAGUCACAAAAUCCAAGGAAAAUCAGCUGCAUUAAGCAUCAAGCAUUUUGGCAACGUGAAAUUUCCAUACACAAUUUUGUGUAAUUAGAUUUCGAGAUUAGUGUCUGAAAAAGAUUACAGCGAAAAUGACUGAUUGGGUGAAAAUAGCUGCCGAUCAGGAAAUCCCUAAGUUAAAAAUUAGCUCAGACUCCGAUGAGCCGGCACAAGGCGGCUCUGCAGCGCAAACAACAACCAACAAAGACAACGAGCCGGACGUUGCUGACCCUGCCGAAACAAGUCUUCUGAUCAAAAUACUUGGGAAGGGCUUGGUCAACACUAAGCUGUCACUCGAUGUCCAACAAAAGAAUCCAAAAUCACCAUUGCAUUCAGUGAAAACUUUCGAAGCAUUGCAUUUGAAGCCGGAGCUACUUAAGGGCAUAUACGCCAUGGGCUUUAAUACGCCAUCGAAAAUUCAGGAAACAGCUCUACCCACGCUGCUGGCUGAUCCGCCGCAAAAUAUGAUUGCACAAAGCCAAUCGGGCACUGGAAAAACAGCUGCCUUCGUAUUGGCAAUGUUAAGUCGCGUCAAUACGGAUCUAGAUCAUCCCCAGGUGCUGUGCUUGUCGCCAACAUACGAGCUGGCGAUUCAAACUGGGGAGGUUGCUGCCCGUAUGGGUCAGUUCUGUCCUGAAAUUAAACUACGUUUUGCAGUGCGUGGUGAGGAAGUUGAUCGCAACUCAAAGUUGACAGAGCACAUUCUGAUUGGCACGCCUGGCAAGAUGCUUGACUGGGGCCUUAAGAUGCGCCUUUUUGACAUGAAAAAGAUUCGUGUGUUCGUUUUGGAUGAAGCAGACGUAAUGAUUGCCACUCAGGGUCAUCAUGAUCAAUGCAUUCGCAUACACAAGAUGCUUAGUCAACAAUGUCAAAUGUUAUUCUUCUCUGCCACGUACGACAAGGAGGUUAUGGACUUUGCUCGUCUGAUUGUUUCGGAGCCGACUAUCAUUAGAUUGAUGCGUGAGGAAGAAUCUUUAGAUAACAUCAAACAAUACUAUGUAAAUUGCAAGAACGAGGAGGGCAAAUACAAUGCCAUACAGAAUAUUUACGGCUGUAUUAGCAUCGGACAGGCGAUAAUUUUCUGCCACACUCGCAAAGCAGCCGCCUGGUUGGCUGCAAAGAUGACUGCGGAUGGACACUCGGUGGCUGUACUCUCCGGCGACUUGACUGUUGAGCAAAGACUUGCCGUCUUGGAUCGUUUUCGAUCCGGCCAAGAGAAAGUACUCAUCACUACUAAUGUAUUGUCACGCGGCAUUGACAUCGAGCAGGUCACAAUCGUUGUAAACUUUGAUUUACCGGUCGAUCUUCGCGGUAAUGCAGAUUGUGAGACUUAUUUGCACCGUAUUGGACGCACAGGGCGAUUUGGAAAGUCUGGCAUUGCAAUCAAUCUCAUCGAUGGUGAAAAGAGUAUGACCGUCUGUCGUACUAUCGAGAAACACUUUCAAAAGGACAUUCUUUAUUUGAAUACUGAUAAUGCGGAUGACAUUGAAAAGAUUGGCACUUAAAUCAUGUACAUCAUUCCCUAGUUAGCUACAUAAAACAUUUGUGAACAUUUCUUUCGAAAUAAAAAGCAUAUUCUGAAACACGCAUUCAUACAAAAGCAAUUGUACGUCUAAUGAAUUUAUGCAGUCUAUUUUACAU
Drosophila busckii is the source of this 1746-nucleotide messenger RNA. RefSeq names its product DEAD-box helicase Dbp80 (gene Dbp80). Gene Ontology annotation, biological process: poly(A)+ mRNA export from nucleus. Gene Ontology annotation, cellular component: cytoplasmic stress granule; nucleus. The transcript has 2 exons. Bases 198 to 1610 code for a protein of 470 amino acids. Gene Ontology annotation, molecular function: ATP binding; RNA helicase activity; RNA binding. NCBI's taxonomy places the organism in Eukaryota, Metazoa, Arthropoda, Insecta, Diptera, Drosophilidae. The record is from RefSeq and is a predicted model, not a curated record.